Molecule: messenger RNA, 862 nt
Organism: Labrus bergylta (ballan wrasse)
Lineage: Eukaryota; Metazoa; Chordata; Actinopteri; Labriformes; Labridae
Product: guanylate kinase-like
Cellular component (GO): cytosol
Molecular function (GO): GMP kinase activity
Source: RefSeq, a predicted model, not a curated record
AUGAAGGCUUCACCUCCAUCUUGGCGUGGCUCACCUGGAUGGGGACAUGCCUUUCCACCCUGGACUGGACUCCGCUGGCUUGUGGGGCUAAGUAAAAAAUGUCUCUUUUUUUUUUUCUCCUCAGACACAACAAGAAAUCCUCGUCCUGGAGAAGUGAAUGGCAAAGAAUAUCAUUUUGUCACACGAGAGGCGAUGCAGACAAGGAUAGAAAACGGAGACUUCAUUGAGCACACAGAGUUUUCAGGGAACAUGUACGGGACGAGUAAAGAGGCUUUUCAAGACGUCCAGGCCAAGAACCUCAUCUGUAUACUUGACAUUGACAUGCAGGGUGUGAGGAGCAUUAAAAGGACCGACCUCAAUCCCAUCUACAUCUCUAUCCAGCCGCCAUCCAUGGAGGUCCUGGAACACCGUUUAAUAGACAGAAAAACGGAGUCAGAGGAGAGCCUCCAGAAGCGUUUACGUGCAGCCAGAGUGGAUAUGGAGAUUAGUAAAGAGCAAGGAUUAUUUGAUACAGUAAUUGUCAAUGAUAGUUUGGAGGAAGCUCAUGGGCAGUUAAAGGCAGUUCUUCUUGAGGAAAUACAAAAGGUCAAGAAAACCAACAUGUCUUCGUAGGAUACCGCAGCAUCCUUGCACCUUUUUAGUCCAGUCGAUCCACUCCUCACAAAAUCACAGACCUCCUCUCAAGUCGAGAACAUUCCCUCCGCUGGUCUGUGAAGCUCAGAUGUCCCUUUGACAUGGUAUUCAGGAAAAGUUAUUACCAAAUGAUAUGUAAAGUGGAACAUUUUUUUUUUAUUAUCAACAGGAAGCAUUUCCAUGUUUUUGUUUUUAUUUGUAUGACGAAAAUAUACUCCAACAAUGCUUA